AUGGCAACUACAGACCCCGCACAGUCGACGCUGUACCCCAAGAUCACGACACACAUCCCUGAGAUCAUCGAGCAGCUGCGGCGCUUGAACCGCGAUCCUGCCCAUCCAGAAGCAAACAUUACUGUGGACCCAGUACCUUUCGUGGGUACUGUCAAACUUCAUGGCACGCAUGCAGACAUACUCGUGUACCCUGACGAUCGCAUCGUCUUUCAGUCACGCAACAUAACUGGUUUGUCCGUCGCAAAAGAUAAUCAAGGAUUUGCGUCACAUAUGUCAGAGAAGACCGAGGCCAUACUGGGACUGCGAGACGUGUAUCUGGCACGAUGGAAAGAGCUAAACCCUAGCAAAACAGUCGAAGGAGACUCGCCCAUCGUGAUAGCCGGUGAAUGGAUAGGCGAGAAGAUCCAAAAAGACGUCGCCAUCGCACAACUAUCACGCCGCUUUGUCAUAGUCUCGGUUUACAUCAAUGCUGCAUGGCAGAAGAACGAAGAAUACAACGAUAUCUGCUUGCCGGACUACGAUAUCUACAACGCCUCUAGAGCUGGCCUCUUCCACACAACACUCUACCCGGACAACUACGAUCGCACAGUAUCAGAAGUCGAACGCAUGACCGAGGAAGUCGCCGCUCACUGCCCUUUCGCAGCGACUUUCGGUAUAUCCGGUUUGGGCGAAGGCAUUGUCUGGAAACCCGUACCUACCCAGUACAACGCCGACACCUCUCUCUGGUUCAAGAGCAAAGGGGGAAAGUUCAAACCUACAUACUUCCGCAUUCCAAAACAACAUGAAGGCGCCGAUAUCAUCAAAGGGCGACGCAAAGCAGCCGCAACGGUAGCAGUUGCGUGGUGCUCGCAGCAGCGGUUAGAGCAGGGCUGGGAUGUGCUGCGUGAGAAAGGUGUUGAGCGGGAUGUGAGGGCACUGGGCGACUUUUUGAAGUGGAUACAAUAUGAUAUUUUGGAGGAAGAGAAGAGUCGUAUCAAAGAGCAUCGUGUGGAUGAGGCGGCGUUGAAGAUUGAGAUUGCUAAGAUUGCUAAGCCUUGGUAUAGGGCGAAGCUUAGGGAAGAGGAUGCCUCGUGA
This is a messenger RNA of Alternaria metachromatica, 1074 nucleotides long. RefSeq lists its product as uncharacterized. Lineage: Eukaryota; Fungi; Ascomycota; Dothideomycetes; Pleosporales; Pleosporaceae. The coding region runs from base 1 to 1074 and encodes 357 amino acids. The transcript has a single exon. The record is from RefSeq and is a predicted model, not a curated record.